AUGACAACACCCAACACAAGCCAGACGGCCAUGUCAGAAUUGGCAGAACUCAAACAGCAAAGGGCCUCAACCAAAGCGAGUAUCAGUAGGAUUAAAGGGUUGAUCGAAACCCACAUAAAGGGGACUGGAAAAUUAUUGUCACAGCCGGAAUUAAAAUGUAGGCAAGGUAUCCUAGAUUCUUACUUUAAACAGGUCUUAUCAUUUCAGACAUCAAUUGAGAAACUAGAUGCUACCGAUACGUGCAGAGCUGACUUAGAGGAGCUUUAUAUUUCAACAAAAAUUUCCAUAUCUUCGCAGCUGAAUGAUGAAGCUAAUAAUUCUACAAUGAUGGACAACACAGCAUUGAUACCUCCUGUGAGUAAGAAGUUGCCGCAUUUGAAAUUACCCACAUUCAGUGGUAAGUACUCCGAAUACAAGAACUUCAUCAAUUCUUUCGUCCAAAUUAUUGAUCGAGAAGCGUGUCUAACCAACAUCGAAAAGUUUAACCAUUUACGAAAUUGUCUAACGGGCCAAGCAUUAGAAACAGUGCAGGCAUUCCCCAUUUGUAAUGAAAAUUAUCCGAAGGCUUUAGAGCGACUUAAAACACG
Messenger RNA from Teleopsis dalmanni, 587 nucleotides. RefSeq lists its product as uncharacterized. Lineage: Eukaryota; Metazoa; Arthropoda; Insecta; Diptera; Diopsidae. The annotation marks the transcript as partial. The record is from RefSeq and is a predicted model, not a curated record. The transcript has a single exon.